AAAAAGAGCAGCCGGAGAUGGUCACGAUCACGGCGACGGUGUGGGAGUUUCCGACACCGAGAUCGAAUCCCACCAGUAAAUAUCUCAGUUCUCAUCGUGAAUUCGGCGUUUCAGUCUCUCAAUUUCGCCGGAGAAGAUUUCUCUACCCGACCCGAGAUCCGAGCUCUUCGAGCAUAGUCUUCGCCGUUUCCGAAAUCAGUAAGCUCGUGGCGGAGUUUGAUCCGGAGAUUCCGUUGGAGAGAGCAUCGACUCCGCCGAGCUCGUGGUACACUGAUCCUCAAUUCUACCGUUUCGAGCUCGAUCGUGUCUUCUAUGGAGCAUGGCAAGCCGUAGGAUACUCUGAUCAGAUUAAGGAGAAUCGCGACUUUUUCACCGGAAGGCUUGGGGAGGUAGAAUUUGUUGUGUGUAGAGAUGAUAAUGGAAAGGUUCAUGCUUUCCACAAUGUUUGCUCUCACCAUGCCUCUAUCUUGGCUUCUGGAAACGGGAAAAAGUCUUGCUUUGUGUGCCCUUAUCAUGGAUGGACGUAUAGCUUGAGCGGAUCACUUGUCAAAGCUAAUAGAAUGACUGGGAUACAGAGCUUUGCUUUACAUGAAAUGGGACUCAAACCUCUACGAGUGGCUGUAUGGGGACCUUUUGUUCUCAUGAAGGUGGCCCAAGCCACAUCAAGGAAGGGAGAAGUUGAGAGUGAUGGGUUAGUGGCAUCAGAAUGGCUCGGGACCUGUGUGGGGAAGUUGAGCCAAGGUGGAGUUGAUUCUUCGCUUACUUUCAUCUGCAGACGUGAAUACACCAUUGAUUGUAAUUGGAAGGUGUUCUGUGAUAACUACCUAGAUGGUGGCUAUCAUGUACCUUAUGCACAUAAAGGUUUGAUGUCUGGCCUCGAUCUCGAAACCUAUUCUACAACGAUAUUCGAGAGGGUUAGUAUCCAAGAAUGUGGAGGUGGUUCCAAGGCUGGUGAAAAAGACGGCUUCGAUAGGCUUGGAUCUCAAGCUCUAUACGCUUUCGUCUACCCAAAUUUCAUGAUAAAUAGGUACGGACCUUGGAUGGACACAAAUCUAGUGAUACCUUUAGGUCCAAGGAAAUGCAAAGUUGUCUUCGACUAUUUUCUUGAUCCUUCUUUAAAGGAUGAUGAAGCCUUCAUCGAGAGAAGUCUAGAAGAAAGCGAGAGAGUUCAGAUGGAAGAUGUUGCGUUGUGUGAGAGUGUUCAAAGGGGUCUCGAAUCACCGGCCUAUGACAAAGGAAGAUAUGCUCUUGUGGAGAAACCAAUGCACCACUUCCAUUGUUUGCUACAUCAGAAUCUCAAAGCUAUGAAACAGUAGUCUGUGGAUACCUACUUGUAAUUAUAUGUACAUGUUUUUUUCUUAUGUAUAUAUAUGUGUUUAUGUGAGUAUUCUGCA
Messenger RNA from Eutrema salsugineum, 1394 nucleotides. Its product is annotated as choline monooxygenase, chloroplastic. Gene Ontology annotation, molecular function: 2 iron, 2 sulfur cluster binding; iron ion binding. The coding region runs from base 18 to 1316 and encodes 432 amino acids. The transcript has 10 exons. The record is from RefSeq and is a predicted model, not a curated record. NCBI's taxonomy places the organism in Eukaryota, Viridiplantae, Streptophyta, Magnoliopsida, Brassicales, Brassicaceae.